AUGUUUUCUUCUUUUCUUUUGAAUUGCAACUUAAAUACAGUUGGGACAGUCAAAGAAAACCUGUCGCCCCAAGGGUUGGGAGGUAAGAGAAACUUUAAAUCACCCAUAGUUCGUUCAAACCAUACAAAGCUUUUGAGUGAAAGUUUAUAUGAAUGUAAGGCCUUUAUGGAGGAAAAAUUAUGAUUGGAAUUUGCUUUCGUUGUUUACCCUGAAGACAGUUCCAACGUACCUUCAAGAACGAAUGAAGUGAUUCGUUUAGAAAAAGAACUUCUGGCUGCCUGCAAGGGAGAGGACACAUUCUUGCCGUGUUUUCUGGUGGACUCUUUCCAUGGGGUAAAGAUAUGUACCUUUCUUCCGUCACACGCGUAAAGGUUGAUGGUAUUUGAAGUAAGGAAUGCAUGGGACUGGUUACUCAAGUGUUCCCACCACCCAACCCCCCCCCCCCGCACCCUUCUCUGUUGUUUCAGGACGUAUUCGUCAGAAUAUGCAGCAGUUAGGCUAGUACUAAGCUAGUAUUAACAAUAACUAAACUCACGACCUGCUAUUAUUCGUGUAAUGAUAGAAUGUUUGCCUUUGAAUCCCGCAAAGAGCUAUUCCCUAUUUGGCCAAAACAAGUAGACUUAAGCAUUUAACGAAACAAAUAAAAAGACAUAAUCUAGACGAAGGAAAUAACUAAAAAUACACCAAAACCGAUGCACUUUGGUCGAUGGGGUAAAGUUACUAAUAAACAUAAACUAGUUUAUGUUGUGUAUUGUUCUUUAGCUUUGCUGGCAGGCACACAAAAUGAAUAAAGCGAUGGGGAGAAUCUUGCGAAACCCUAAAAAGGAAAACAUGGCCAUCAGAGAAGGCAUUGUAAGGUAGGCCGUGAUAACCAGCCUCUAGGAAAUUCAGAUGGAACAAAAAUUUCAGCUACUAUAACACAACCUAACCUUUUUUGUGAUUGUUAAUAAGAAAAACAUAUUUUUAUUUUGUAAUCUGCUUGUGUUAUAACACAUAACAACCUUACGGAAAUAGACAUCCUGGACACGUCCGAGGUCCUGGAAAAGACUUGUGACGCCCUCAAAGUGCUGUCGUCGCAAAGAUACAUGUAGAAUCGACCAUUAUCUUCCAGUGUAUGAGUGCUGAUCGAUGCAUCAAUUUUGUAGGUGUUUUUAGUAGUCUCAAACACUUUGAUAAUCGAAGCAAUCUGUGUAAUUGUAAGCAUGUAUUUUCGAUUGUAAUUUUUAAGUAUGUAGCCAGCUGAAGACAAUUCAUAGCUUAUACUUUCAUUAGUUAUUACCAGGUGAAAAGUGGGCGAAGAGCCACUCGGUGGAAGUACUAGUACUAAUUACCUAUUAUUACUACUAAUUAUUAUUACUAUUAUUAUUAUGUGGAACGCUGUCCCACGAAGCCUUAACAGUGUACAUGUACAUACAUGCAGAUGUAUAUAAGCAAUCUUUUUAGGCCUGCAUGUCUUUUGAUGCUUGCCUGAUGGGGCUCAAUCGGCAAAUGUACAACUGUUAAGUAAUCUAAUAGCCUUGACUUCAAUUUCGCAGAGAACAACUUGACAAGUUCCGGGCGGAGAGGGAAGAACAAGAUGACAACUUUCGUCAAGCGCAAUUGGAGAAUGCACAACAUGAAGAAAGUGAUCCAAGAAAGGCUGAACAACAGGUAAACACUACUUGCACCAUCAGAGUAGAAGCCUAUCCUCUAUGCCUGUUUGCCGUAUGUGGCUAGAUCCAAACAACAUAUUAGUGGCUUUAAGCGAAAUCAACAGUGGCUUCCCAGUAUUCUUGCUACCCUUACGUUCUGCAUUGAAUAUAACGUGUUCAUAAACAUUUAAGCUUAGCUGCAACGACUUUGCAGGAUAAUGAAAAAAAGGCAAGGAAAGCCCGCUUGUCUGAUGAGCCGGAGGAUGGGUUGACGAUUCUAAUUCGUGCCUCGACAGGGACAUUCUCAAGAAAAUUUAAGAGGCACUCAUUUUCAGGUAAGGAACAGCACUACCUAAAAAGAGUUAGUCAUUUCAAAUAAUAUCUAAGUUAUCUGCGUAUUUUUUUAAUUACCUGGUACAAACUGAGAGGUAAAGUUAAGUAAUUAGCCCCAUGACACUUGUUUUGACUUGCCCCGAACACGCUAAAAAUGAAACCAUAACCAUUACUCUAAAUUUUUACAUGACACAUUAAUAACUCAGUACAAUGCAACAAAACUCAAAACAUGCGUUGUGUACAAACAAGUACGUUCAAGGUUAAUGAGAAGUAGAACCGUAAAUAACUGAAAUAUUCACAACAUUCUUAUGUUAUUCUUCUCAAUGCAACAGGAAAUCUACGAUUGGGCAGGAACAAAUGA
Messenger RNA from Porites evermanni, 2325 nucleotides. The record is from the annotation of a GenBank genome assembly. Lineage: Eukaryota; Metazoa; Cnidaria; Anthozoa; Scleractinia; Poritidae.